AAAUAAAAAGACGCAAGUUCGUAGGCGUUCGUACAGAACAAUUCUAUUUAAAUAUAAUUAAUAAUUAUGCUUAAUUAUAAAUUGGCUAAUUUAAUAAAACAAAGAUGAUAAAUGUUAAAUUAAUUUGAUAAAAAAACGAUGGUUGAUAGUUUUAAACAAUCAUUACCACCGAAAGUUGUUGGACCAGUUCAUGGUUAUUUGGAUUUAAAAAUUGAUCAAGUUGUUUGGACGCGACGUUCGAAUUGUGCCGUUAAAAUUAAAGUUCAUUGGUGGGGUCAAGAUAGUUCCGAAUUUUUAUUCAGGCUUGGAAACAAACAUGAAAAAACUUUGUAUACAUACACGAUUCAAACCACAUUUAAAUUAUUUCGAAAUUACUUAAUGAAUUGUUUAGGACUAACGUUGAGUGUGAUCGAUGAACAAAUGGGAACCCUAAUUGGAGUUUGUGUUUUAAAAAACUUACAUUUAUUAAUUGUUGACGAAACACCACACGAAGAUUUAUAUCCAAUUUUAAAUGAAUACGAUUCACAAAUCGGUCGGAUACAGGUCGGAUUUCGUUUAUGUCUUUUAUCAAAUAGUCAAUCGAAAAUUGUUAGUAAAUCGUCUGAUUCUCUACCUCGAGAUCAUUGUUUAAAAGUUAAUUCGUUGGAUAGUCAAUUUAAUUCAAGCGAUAGCGAUAACAUUGUUAGCAGUAAAAUUGUGCAUAAAGUUUUGAAACAAGGACAACGACUGCGUAAUGCAAUGGUGGAGACAAUUUUGGAUAAUGAUCCAUUUAAUAAAGAUGUUUACAAUCCGGUAGUUGCGCCCAAACUUGAUAGUCAACUAUCCACGGCACGGAAUCAAUCUGAAUUCGAUAAAAACACUCGAGUCUUUGAUUAUUUAACGGGUGCCAAUGUUUCUCCACUUGAAGAGGAACAAAUUUUAAAUACAAUUCGUACAAUUUCCCCUGCAAUAAGUAUGAUCCAAUUAGCAUCAGAUCUUCAUUUUCAAAAUACAAAUGAGAUAAUUACACAACGUGAAAAACCAGUUGCUGCCAUGAAUCCAGCAUCGCAACCACAAACGUCGAACGUUAAAAUUAGUACUGACUAUAAAUAUGAAAAAUUAAAAAGCAUUUCACAGAAAUCGAUUUUAACAAAUAAUGAAAAUGAGAAUAAUUUAUUAUCCUUUGUUGAUUCGUUUAAAGUUUACGUUUACACGUUAAAGUUUAAUUCAGCCGGUUGGCGAAAGGUUUUUGGGUAUGAUAAUAAAAGUUUACUUAGUAGAGCACCAACAUUUUUUGUUGAAUAUGUUCUACCGCAAUUGUUAAACGAAGAUUCACUCAAACAAAAUGAGAAAAAACAAAAAGUUAAUUCCAAUAUUGUUAAUCGGGCAACUCGAUUUUGUUCGAAAAAAGUUGUUCAGGAAGUAAUACACUUUAAACAACAAUCUAUACACAAAAUUGUAAAUAUAGAAUCAUUAAAUUUAAGUAAUUUAAUAUUGGAAUUAAAAAUAUUUAGUCGAAAUGUAAGUCAGCGUGGUGCAACACCCAUAGGAAUAGCCAAAAUCAAUUUAUCUGAUAUCAUUGAUCAAGAAGAUUUUACGUGUGAUGAAGAGCUAGUUGUGAUUGAUACAAAUAAACCAUUAGGUAUUGGAACGUUAAAAGUACGUUUACAAUUUGGUUGUGAUAAAAUUCAUUUUGGAAAAGAAUUUAUAGAGGCAAUAACUUGUGAAAAGGAAAAUCGAAAACUUUCUAACUGUGAUUCGAUAACAAAAGACCUACACCCUGGCGAUAAUACACAUUUGGAAACAAAAAUAAUGAAACCAAAUUCAAAUUUGCAUUCAAUUUUAUCGAAACCAAUAACUGUACCGCCAAAAACUAAAACAAUAACAGUGCCACCAAAAGAGGUACCAAAAAAAUUUACCAAUUCAAUUUUAAAUGAAUAUCAAUUGGCAACGAAUUUUGAUAAUAACACGUUAAACUUAUUACAAUGUUUAAUUUAUAUACCAGAAAUACAUUUUGAAACGGAUUAUCCAAAAUGUACAUUUUUAAUUUGUCGCGCAUUUUGGCGGGAAGAUACUACUAUUAGUAAAUUAUAUUAUCACACUCAACGUGCAGUCUAUCAAUUUCGUGAGAUAAUUCCAUUACUUUACAAUUCAGAAUUUUUAUCUCGAACCAAAAACAACUAUUUGAUUGUCGAAAUUUGGGAAAAUGAUGGUAAUACUGAAAAUUUCUUAGGAAUUUGUAAAUUACCAUUACAUCAAUUAUAUGUAGCGUAUCGUGAUCCUAAGGUUGCGUGUCAUUUAGCAGAAGCGAAGCUACCAGUAAUCGCAUUUGACGGUUGGGAAGAAAUAAUUCAUCCAAUUUCACUAAAUCGUAACGGACAACUGCAAGCUCUUUUAGCUGUAGGUACUGAAAGUCAAAUAAAUUUUCUAGAAGUAUCUCGUGGUAUAAAUGAACCGAGUGUUGGCAAAAGAAACAGUUACAACGAAUUCAAUCGCAAAUAUUUAGCAAAACAAACUCUAUCCCAUAAGAAGAGUGAUGUAGAUAAUUUGAACACUGAAAUUAAACAACAGGUUUCAAAUAAUACUCAAACAAAUCAAAAUAUUGAAGAUUUAUCGAAAACGGAGAAAGUGAUUAUUACUCAAGCAAACCAUAACGUUGAGGAAGCCAGGGAAUCUAAAACUGUUGAAGAGUCUGCAACACAAACAAUAGAUUUAUCAAUUUCGGUGGAAAAAAAGGAUAAAGCGAUACAAACAUAUAUUACACAAUCAACUCAAACAGACUUUAUUGAAUCAGAAAUGGAGCCAAAUAAGCAAAAAUCUUCAGAAGGUAAUAAUAAUCCAAAUUUAACGAAAUCGAAUCUAUUAGAAUCAUUUAUGGAACUUGCUAACAAAUUAUCAUCACCAAAUCAACAAAUAGAUCAAAGUGCUCAAGCUAAUAUUCCUGUAGAAAAUAAAUCUACAGAAAUAGAUAAUCCAAAACUUGAAGAUACAUCAAAACUUUUUGAAAUGUUGCAAAAAGCACUUUCGAAAUCUCAGCCAACACCAGAAAACAGUACAUUUAGAGCACAUGUCGUUAUUGAAAACGCUGUACAUUUAUCGAUCCGUCGACGAAGAAUCAAAUCAAAAGGGAAGCAUGCUAAAAAACAUAUUGAAAUAAUGCCAACCACAUAUGUGAGUUUUGAACCGAUACCAGAAAAAGGUUUAUUAUUUACUUCAAUUAUACCAAAAUGUACAAAUCCACGUUGGAAUCAACAUUUUGAAUGUCAAAUACCCAGAGAUAUGCUUUACGAUGAUCAAAAACGUUUAAUAUUUAAAGUAUGGAAUAAAAAUGGAACAGAUUAUACACAACCAAAUGUUGUUACUGAUUCAGUUAUUGGAUUUGCUGCUUUAGAUUUAACAGUUUUACCAGCUGGUUUACCAAAUAUCCAAGGAUGGUUUAACAUCAUGGAUUUCACUUCUCGCUGUAACGGACAAAUUAAAAUCAAUGUAACUCCUCUGGAGGAUAUUUCAAAGAAAAAUUCCAAUGCUUCAUCUGUAUUUAUUCCACCACUGUCAAUUCCUACACCAUCCCCACCUGGGGAUGACCUUUUUGAAUUAACACCAUCAACGUCAUUAUUAAGUAACACUCUAAAACGAAAAUUCACCGAAUUGGAUGAAAUUACCGAACGGCUCAAACAACGAUUAAUGGAUGUAACCAAAAGUGACGAAGACAGUGAUAAUAACAACGAAUUCGAACACGAUUUGAAUACCGAACCACCGACUAAUGAAGAAAUGGAUGAUUUUGAUUUUACAAAACUUGAUUUAAAAUUGAAUACUUGUCCCCCAAAUACAGGUGUGUCGGCAAUUAGUGUGGCAGAUAGUGGCUUUAUGGAAUCAAAAGAUUUAGAAACAACUUCAACAAUGGAUAUGAACGAUAUUAUUGAUAAGAAAAUGAAAGAAAAUAAAAUACAUUUCGAUGCAUUGUUUGAAAAAUUAAGUUUACAUAUGAAUGAAACAAAUUUACAAAAUAAAUUAUUAGAUAAUAUUAGUGAAGAGUCCACAGAAUCGUCAUCUACAACGGAUUUAUUAAGAAAUCCACGUAAUAACCAAAAUGAGAAUCCAUCUGUGUCAGUGUCAUCGAUAACUUUGAGCAGUGGUGAUCGUCAUUUGGCGGAUGCUAAACUUUAUGAUCAAUUUAAUAGUGAAUCAGAUUUAAGUAGUUUUGAUUUGAAUUCUGAAACGAUACUUUUGAAUAGAGAAGCACCAGAGGGUGCUGGAAAUGCAUCCUCAGAAAAUUUAAACCAAAGUACUAAAACAAAAAAAUAAAUAUUAAUUUUUCAAAAUUUGAAAUGUGAAUAAUCUUAGUUGCAUGUAAUUGUAAGAGCAAUUCUAUAUUAAGAUUCUCAUUAUUAAGAUUAUCAGAUCUGUAUUUGUUGAAAUAUUUAAAUAUUAUACAGGCUGUCACACAAUAAACGCACAAAGGAAAUACAAUGAUUUAAAAAAAAACUAAACAGAAAAAUUCUUGGAUUAAUAAAAGAACGAAAAUAUUGCCUUUUAUUAGUCACAUCUUAUUAAAUUAUUCGUGGAAUUAUUUAGUGUUUGUGCGUACAUAAUCCAAAACUACUGAAGAUAUCGAGAAAUAUAAAUAUAAGAGUGAAAUCAUUAUCAUUUCUAAAAGGGUACAGCAAUAUGUAAUACAUUCCUGUAAAUUUGCUAAACAUUUGACAGCGAGUUAAUCUGCACAAUUAAAAUUGUAAAUCUAAGUCUAAUGUUGAUUUGACAACUCAUUUUAUCGAAGGUAGAAAUUUGAGACACUGAAUCGUAAAACUAUUUUCAACUUAAAAAGUUGGGGAAAUAGUUUUAGAUUUGAUAGAUCAAAAGAGAAUAAAAUAAAAUAAAAAUGUGUUUUAGAUUUGAUAGAUCAGUUCAACUUAUUUGAACUCACGUCAUAUUUUAAUUGGUAGUUAUACCGAGUGCUUUUAAAUGAAUGUUCUGUAAUCAAGGUAGGGGUAGGGUAAGUCGCAAAAAUAUUUUUGCAUAAAAAAGUAUGUCAUCAAGAGGGUAUAAAGAAGAGUAUGUUUUUAUUUGAAAAUUAUUUUCAAAAAUUCAUCGAUUUCGUUAUUUAUACGAAGUGGGGUGUAAUUUAUUGACAUCUGUUGCUUGGAAGGAGAGUGUUUCUGGACACAUAUUCCUUAUACCAAAGUGCGUAACCUAUUACCACCUUGGUUAUUGAUUGCUUAAAAACACUGUGUAUAAAGACUUAUCGUUUCUAGUUGUAAAAUAUUGCAUAAAUUAUGGCAUUAUUAAAUACAUUCAA
This is a messenger RNA of Chrysoperla carnea, 5275 nucleotides long. Its product is annotated as C2 domain-containing protein 3. NCBI's taxonomy places the organism in Eukaryota, Metazoa, Arthropoda, Insecta, Neuroptera, Chrysopidae. Gene Ontology annotation, cellular component: centriole; centriolar satellite. Bases 139 to 4284 code for a protein of 1381 amino acids. The transcript is spliced from 7 exons. Gene Ontology annotation, biological process: cilium assembly; centriole elongation. The record is from RefSeq and is a predicted model, not a curated record.